GAGCUGCCAGUGUGGUUGUGGGCCACCCCCUGGACACGAUCAAGACUCGUUUGCAAGCUGGACAAGGAUAUGGAAAUACACUCAACUGUGUUCUCACUGUGUACAGAAAUGAGUCUGUGGCUGGCUUCUUCAAAGGCAUGUCCUUCCCACUAGCCAGCAUCGCCGUCUACAGCUCCGUGGUGUUCGGUGUCUUCAGCAACACACAACGGCUCCUCAGCCAGCUCCGCCACGGAGACCCGGCCCGCGCGCCGGCACUCACCGACGUGGCUCUCGCCAGCGUGGUGGCAGGGUUUGUCUCCGUGGGCAUCGGCACUCCUGUAGACCUGGUAAAGAUAAGACUACAGAUGCAAACACAGCCGUACAUCCAAGCAAACAUUAAGCUGAAGCCCACAGUUCCUGGAUUUCCUGUGUACCGAGGCCCAAUUCACUGCUUUAGGACAGUCCUACAGAAAGAGGGGAUAGCAGGAAUAUACCGAGGCGCGGGAGCAAUGCUUCUGAGGGAUGUUCCUGGAUACUGCCUCUAUUUCAUCCCUUACACAUUUUUCUGUGGCCGGAUUACCCCUGAUGGAUGCAUUUCCCCUAAUCCCUCCUCCAUCUGGCUGGCAGGGGGUGUAGCAGGAGCCAUUUCCUGGGGGACUGCUACUCCAAUGGAUGUUGUGAAAAGUCGACUUCAGGCAGAUGGAGUUUAUUUAAACAAGUACAAAGGGACCCUUGACUGUAUCUUGCAGAGCUACCAGAACGAGGGCUUAAAAGUCUUUUUUAGGGGCAUCACGGUCAAUGCAGUGCGAGGAUUCCCAACAAGUUCAGCCAUGUUUCUUGGCUAUGAACUUUCCCUCAAAGCAAUGAAAAGAGACCAAACUGAGGCCAAUCCUUAA
This is a messenger RNA of Cariama cristata (Red-legged seriema), 875 nucleotides long. RefSeq names its product solute carrier family 25, member 48 (gene SLC25A48). The record is from RefSeq and is a predicted model, not a curated record. Gene Ontology annotation, molecular function: transmembrane transporter activity. The transcript is spliced from 6 exons. Gene Ontology annotation, biological process: transport. Gene Ontology annotation, cellular component: mitochondrion. The annotation marks the transcript as partial. Lineage: Eukaryota; Metazoa; Chordata; Aves; Cariamiformes; Cariamidae.